AGCCAAAGCAUGUAAAUGUAAAUGUAAAUGUGAAUGUGAUGUCACAUUUGGGCAACAUAGUUUGCAGAAUAAGGAGUCUAAAACAUCUAACACAGCUCCAUGCAAACCUCGUUUACAACUCCCUCCACCACCACAACUACUGGGUGGCACUACUUCUCAAUCACUGCACGCGCAUCGGCGCGCCUCUCACCUACGCCCGUCUCAUUUUCAACUCUGUGUUGUGCCCGAAUGGCCAUGUCUUUACCUCCAUGCUCAAAUAUUACGCCCAUUUGGGUGCUCAUGAUGAAGUGGUUUCUUUGUUCAGACAAAUGCAAUGUCGUGGUGUAAGGCCUGGUACAUUCGUUUACCCGUUAUUGAUUAGAUUGGCUGGCAACGCCGGCAUUCUGUUUCAUGCCCAUGUGAUUAAAUUGGGUCAUGGUCUGGAUCGUUACGUACGCAAUGGAAUUAUGGAUAUGUAUGCAAAAUGUGGCCCAGUUGAGGUUGCCAGGGAGUUGUUUGAUGAAAUGCAUGAAAGGACUCUUGCGGAUUGGAAUUCAAUGAUUUCUGGGUACUGGAAAUGGGGUAAUGAAGUUGAAGCACGUAUACUAUUUGAUAUGAUGCCUGAGCGGAAUGUCAUUACGUGGACAGCUAUGGUCACUGGGUAUGCUAAGAUGGGGGCCUUGAAGAGUGCAAGGAGGUAUUUCAAUGAGAUGCCGGAGAAAAGUGUUGUCUCUUGGAAUGCAAUGCUAUCAGGUUAUGCUAAGAGUGGAUUUGCAGAGGAGGCUUUAAGAUUGUUUGAUGACAUGAUGAAUACCGGUGUUCAACCAAAUGAAACGACGUGGGUUAUUGUGAUUUCAUCGCUCUCGUUGCAUGGUGAUCCUUGCCUUGCAGACUCACUUGUCAGAAAAAUCGACCAGAAGAAGAUACAUUUAAAUUGUUUUGUCAAGACCGCGCUGGUUGAUAUGCAUGCAAAGUGCGGGAGCCUUGAGACUGCCCGAAAGUUUUUUGAUGAUCUGGGUGUGUUUAGGAACUCUGUAACAUGGAAUGCCAUGAUUUCAGCAUAUGCAAGGGUUGGGGAUUUGACUUCGGCUAGAGAGCUUUUUGAUAAGAUGCCCGAGAAGAAUGUUGUCUCGUGGAACUCAAUGAUUGCAGGUUAUGCUCAAAAUGGGCAGUCAGCUAUGGCAAUUGAGCUCUUCAAAGAUAUGACUACUACCGAAGACUCGAAACCAGAUGAGGUGACCAUGGUGAGUGUUCUCUCAGCGUGUGGACAUCUUGGGGCAUUGAAAUUGGGCAAUUGGGCUGUGAACAUCCUCAAUGAAAACCAUAUCAAUCUCAGCAUCUCAGGAUACAACUCUAUGAUUUUCUUGUACUCUAGAUGUGGGAGCGUGGAAGAUGCCAAGAGGAUAUUUCAAGAAAUGGUAACAAGAGAUGUUGUUUCCUACAACACAUUGAUUGCAGGGUUUGCAACUCAUGGACAUGGAAAGGAAGCCAUUGAACUAAUUUCAAAGAUGAAAGAAGAAGGCAUUGAACCAGACCGUGUAACCUAUAUUGGUGUCCUGACAGCAUGCAGCCAUGCGGGAUUAUUGGAAGAAGGUUGGAAGGUCUUCAAAUCAAUUAAAGUUCCUGCUGUAGAUCACUAUGCAUGCAUGGUUGAUUUGCUAGGUCGACUGGGUGAACUGGAGGAAGCUAAAAAGUUAAUUGAAAGCAUGCCGAUGAAAGCACACGCAGGAGUUUAUGGGUCUCUUUUAAAUGCAAGCCGGAUUCACAAAAGAGUUGAACUUGGGGAGCUGGCUGCAAACAAUCUCUUUGAGCUUGAACCAUACAAUUCGGGAAAUUAUAUUUUGCUAUCCAACAUUUAUGCUUCGGCAGGGAGGUGGGAAGACGUCGAUAGGGUCCGGGCAACAAUGAGUAGGGUGGGAGUGAAGAAGACAAUUGGAUGGAGUUGGGUAGAAGACAAGGGUAAAAUGCACAAGUUCAUAGUAGGAGAUAGAUCGCAUGAACAAUCAGAAGAGAUCUAUAGGAUUUUGUCAGAAUUGGGAAGGAAGAUGAGGAGGGAUGGGUAUACGGCUGAUAAAAGCUGUGUCCUGAGAGACGUUGAAGACGAGGAGAAAGAGGAGAUGGUGGGAGCUCAUAGUGAGAAAUUGGCCAUUUGUUUUGCUCUUCUUGUUAGUGAAGCAGGGGCAGUAAUUAGGGUGGUGAAGAAUUUAAGGGUAUGUUGGGACUGUCAUAUAGCUAUUAAGAUGAUCUCCAAGUUGGAGCAAAGGGAAAUAAUUGUGAGGGAUAAUAAUCGGUUUCACCGCUUCAGUAAUGGGCUAUGUUCUUGCAAAGAUUACUGGUAAUGGGAGACAACGCAUCAGACACUCAAAACCUAAGGGACCUGAGUGGGGGCAUUGGUUGAGAGAAUAGGCAUU
This is a messenger RNA of Corylus avellana, 2390 nucleotides long. RefSeq names its product Pentatricopeptide repeat (PPR) superfamily protein. Lineage: Eukaryota; Viridiplantae; Streptophyta; Magnoliopsida; Fagales; Betulaceae. Gene Ontology annotation, biological process: RNA modification. The record is from RefSeq and is a predicted model, not a curated record. Gene Ontology annotation, molecular function: protein binding; zinc ion binding; RNA binding.